Molecule: messenger RNA, 5897 nt
Organism: Protopterus annectens (West African lungfish)
Lineage: Eukaryota; Metazoa; Chordata; Ceratodontiformes; Protopteridae
Gene: LHFPL7
Product: transmembrane protein 211
Cellular component (GO): membrane
Source: RefSeq, a predicted model, not a curated record
UGUAUACUGGUUAAAACAGCAAACAUCUGGAAAUGGGAAGAUGAGCACAAUCAAAAGCGCAGCAGACAUUAUUGCGGGGAUGAUGAUGCCGAUUAGCUAUCAUUCCCAGUUAGUGCCUUGAGGGUAAUGCCAGUGAUAUUUCCUUCCACACUGACAGUCCACCCAGUACCUGCACAGAGUAGCUGCAAACUACUAUUUAUUUGGAACAUCGGCCAACUUAGACGUACGAACGCACGACAGAAGUGUAUGCACAACAGUGUAUCUGAACAAACUUUUAUGUCUGCAGCCCACCACCUGCAUGCACCUGAGUUAUGAGAGAAAUGGCAGCUUGAAACGGAUGGCACACUUUGCCCUAUCCUGUUUCAUAGUUUGUUGGCCGAUUUUGACCGAUCUGCUUCAGUUUUGGCCACUUAUUAACUUUACAGCAGAUACUCGCUGCAGUCUACAUGAUGAGUAGUUCUCAGUUAGAAGGCUCAUUUUAUUUAGCUCAUUUAUAACUAUUUUAGAGACGUUUUGAGCAUGAUAGCAACCAAUGUUAAUACUUAAGUGGAUUUUGCUGUCUCAGGAUCUUUUGGUACCCACGCUCACAGCAACAUAGACCCCCUCCAACAUCUAGUAUUAGGUAUACUUUUGGAUGACCUCGGCGUUUUAAAGCUUUGAGUACCUUAAUUACAUUAUCGUUCUGGGUCGCUGGAAGCUAAUAGACAUCAGCAUAAAUCAUUUUGCUGGGAUACGUUUCUGAAUCUUAAUAGGAUAACCUGAACCGAAGUCAGUCCUGAGGACACCUGUUCGUUAUUCUUAUGCCGUUGUGUGGACACUGUGGGUGUGCUAGUUUGCUACUUUUGGUCUGUUAACUGUUUCUUCGGAUGUUUGUCUGUGGGCUUUCACCACACUGUCCAUAUUUAUCUUUCUCAAUUCUUGCAAGCGCCAGAAGUGACAGGAGUGUAAUGUCAGGUUCCCAGGGUUGAGUACCGGAGCCCCCGCCUCUCCGUAUCUUUCAGCCUCUCCUCAAUGCAUUCACUGCUUGAUAGGAAAAAGAAAAAGAGCAAGGGCUCCUCCUCCUCGUCUUGCAGUGGCGUGGAUGCCGGGCUGCAGCUGUCACCCCUCCAGUCGGGCGCUGCCGCCACCUUUCCCCUCCAGCGGCAGCCCCAGCCGCCACCACCCGCCAUGUGCAGCAGCGUCGGCUGCUUUUGGAUGCUGUUAGCCUGUGCCCUGCUGGCAGUGUGCACUUUCAGCUUUCUUUCGCCAGCCUGGAUUGUGCUGGAAAGCUCGGAGCCGGGGAAGCCCGGCGUGAACUUCGGACUGCUGUGGCGCUGCUUUUCUGCUGCUAAGCCUCCAUACCGGGAACAGAACCAGCAGGUUACUUAUCAUGUACCAAGUGACAGCUGCUCUUCCUUCCGCCCGCUGGGCAGGUUUGCUGAGAUCCCAUCCAGCUCUUGGCAGACAAGUGCAGUGCUGUGCUCCGGGGGAUGCACUCUGUUGGCAAUGAGUUGUAUACUGGCCAUUAUCAAUGUGUUCCUCCCCAGUGGACUGUGCGAGCGGAGAAUAUGCACACUUGCUGGUUACAUGCAAAUGGCAGCAGUGUUCAUCAUGGCGUCAGGUCUCUUGAUUUAUCCCUUUGGACUCAACAAUAAAAUUGUCAGUGACUUCUGCGGAAAUUCAACAAACAUCUAUUAUGCAGGCAACUGCAAAAUAGGAUGGGGCUACAUGUUGGCAAUCGUUGGAGUUAUGCUUUCUGUCUUUUUACCCUUUUUCAAAUAUGCCCCAAAAGAGCCUACAUCACCAACUCCGAUUCCUACCAUUUUAUAGUCAUUUUAUGUUUAUGUCAGGUACCACACCUCAAAGGAAAACAACACAUUGGAGCAUUUACUUGUUUUUAACUUAAGGAGAAGAAUCAAAUUCAGAAAGACUAAAAGUACAUACAGUCUUCCUCUUAAAGAGUUUAAAACUGAUAAGCAAACUUUCAUAUGAGCUCUCUAUAAAUUAUACUGACACUGACCACAAAGGACAUAGUUUUCCAGUUUUAUUUUUAACAGGGACAUUGCUUUGAACUCUUUAUAGUUAGCUCUAUUUCUUUACCUCCCUUCCCAACUCAUCAGUUGAACAACAUUCGGCAUGCUUUACUUUCAUUUUAUAAAGCAUUCAUGUUUCAGUAUGUGCUAUUUGUAGGUGCUUAUUUUAUAGCUCAACUAUCUGCAGAUUUACCUAGUAAAAUAUUAGAGGAACUGGUCAUUCACACAUGCAGUUUGAACUGUUCAUUAUUAACAUUCUGUAAAAAUAAAAAUAUUUUUUUGACUGACUCAGACCCCCUCCAAGCAUGAGCUGUUACUAUACAAGGAAGCAAAAAGCUGUUCUGCUGCACACUGUACAUAUUGCAAAUGAAAACAAGGUGUGCAACAAUGCAGAAGUAUGCAAGCAUGUGAUUAUCCAUGUUAUUAAAAACACAAUAAUGACAAGCAAGUGAAUAUGAAAUGAAAAGGGGAUGGGAUGCAAAUUAUAUAAUCUACACUUUCUGAAAAUCCAGCUUUGAUGGGUUGAAGUCUCUAUUUUCUAAAGCAUCAUUUAUUCCUGAAAAUAUUUACCUACCUCCCAGUUUCUACCUGUUUCUAAGUAAUGGUUUAUUCAUAGUGGGACCAUGUUUGUCUUUGAGUGUUCUUUUUUAUAUAUUUCUCUCUGUGUCUUAAUAAAUGUUGAGAUCUGUGUAUUUUGAUGUGCCAUGUAAGGUCUGUUAAAAAAUUUAACUGCAGGGCAAAGUCUGUAACCUGCUCGUUUACUUGUCUGUACUACUUUGUGCCAGAAAUAAGAAGAAAAACUGUGAUGUAAUUUUCAUAUUGCAUACUUUCAGGAUCUAAAUGUACUCACUUUCUGAAAGCAAAUUCUGUAAUAGGAUACAUUAUUUGGCCUAAUGCAUGCUUGGAUUAGUGCCUGAAACAUUUACCUUUUAAACUUGAUAUUGUAUGUAGCCUAUACAGAAAGUAUAUAAUAUUACAAACACAUUUUUUCACUAAUCAGAACAACUGGUAUAAUCUUUGUAACAAAAAUAGUUUUCAUCUUAGACUGCUUGAAAAGAAAACUCUAAAAAAAGACUAAUACUAAACAUUCCAGCCUAAACAACUAAGAAAAAAUUAUCAGGGAUUUGCAUAGCAUUCUACAGUAUAAAAAUGUUAAUACCAUAAAAUUAAUUCAUAAAACAAUUAACAUCCAUUAGUGUUUUGGUAAAAGUAACACUCCUUGUACAAAAUUCUACAAUGAUGGUAUUGCUGAUAUAUUACUUCCAUUUUAAAAAUGUUUAAGAUGGGUCCAGCUUUCAAAGAACAUUACACAUAGGUGUGUUAAUUUGUUAUUUUGCACCAGACAAUUUUGCAAUCAUUAAUUAUGCUAACACAAUCAUGUCAUAACAAAAUACAGUGAGUAGUACCUAACUUACAUAAAUUAGGGUGGGAAUCCAAGCCUUGUGACUAAAACAGCAUGUUAAGAUGUGUGUAAUGUUAAGGAAAUACUCUCAAAGUACUUCUGUUUAAUAUUCCUGUAGACCACCACUUACUAGCUCAGCUUUACCUUGUUUAAGGCAGGGAACUUGUGUAGUCUACCAAGGCAGGUCCUACCAUGUUUAUAGUCUAUGAAAUUAUUCCCAGCAUUCAGUGUGAUGCCUGCCUCUCCCUAUCAUUAUUAGCUGAAUAGCAAAAUUAUCUCUGAAGUUCAGUCAUGCAUCUCUCAUAAAAUUCACUCAAAUAGAAAAUUGCUUCUGACAAAAACUGACAAGAACGCUUUUCCAUCUUUGAAUAAAGAUCUGUUUAAACCCCUAACUGGACUGAAUUUUCCUUUGGAAAGAGGACUUUAUUUAUUUAUGUUGUUAGUUGUGGCCAGGAUCUGGCAUUCUGAACCGUUAACCUUAUUGCUAAUAUUUUACUUUUUCCUAUAGACUGUUGAGGCUGCAGGUUGGGAUACCACAUCAAUACUUCAUGGAUUUCUCUGUCUUUUUCCCCACUGUUGUGUGACCAUGGAGUUGGUAUAUGCAACUUGGGGGGUUGUGGAGAUCUUCCCACACAACGGGUAUGCAGCAGGGCUUAACCCUCAGCAAAAAAUGCUUUGUUCGUCUUUCACUGCAUAUGGUUUAUUUGUGGUGAUGUUCACACUAAAGGCAUAUGGCUUUCUGACAUGUUUCUCUGUUGAUGUGACCAGCAAAAUAAAAGAGAAGAUAUGUUAUACAGCAUAGCAAAUCCAUCAUAAACUGUACUCAAGUAGUCACAGGGAACAAUGCAUCACAAAAUACCGUUACAGAACAGUUCUUGAUAUGAAUCUUCUGUCCUUUAGUUUGUAGAAAGGUCUGAGAGUCAUUUUUCUUUUUUUUUCCACAAUUUUAAGGCAAAUGGAACUUUGGAGAACAUCAUGAUCACAGUUUCUGAAACAAUUUUAUGUAAUACAGUAGCCUCUAAUGGAUAUUAGAUACCAUCUGUCAAACCAUGAAACUGUGCCUUUCUUGUUAUGCUGUGAGAUAAACAGGACUAAUAUCACAACCAGCUUUAAAGCAGCCAGUGAAAAAUGUGUAUAUUCUGUAUAGAACAUACACCUGACAUUUUCUUUUUAAACCUCUUAUGACUAUUUAGUGCCAUGUUUUGUAAAAUAAUAUGUAUGAGUAUCAGUCUUUUGUUUAUGUCAAACUAUAAAUCGUUUCAGUUGGUAUGACUUUCUCAAGGAGUCAUUAAUUUUGGCACCAGCAAAUAUGUAAAAACUGAAGCCAACUUUAGUAAAGGAGUUAAAUCAUACCUUUUAGUGUUUGACUCUUUUUCUCUCUUAGUCUGUAGUCCUGCUUUGCAUUCACAAUUCAAACUAUUCUUCCCCUUCCCAUUGGAUGUAUGUUGCCUUAGACAAUCCCCAUAGCAUAAUCUCACUCUUGUGAGAUGGACCCUCCACCAAAUACUGGCUCUAGAUCUAAGAGCAUGACAGAAACUGAUUAAAUUUGUACGGGAGAAUACUUUUAUUUUCAAACAUUUUCUAACAAUUUCCAGGCACAUCUGACAGAUGUACAUAACUUAUUAUGUGCCUGUUAAGUAGUGCAGAAUCUACUGUAUGAUAUUUCUGGCUACAUUUGUGAACCGAUCAUCAACUUUCUUUUAUUACAUGAAAAUUGAUUGUUCCUGAGGAUACUGUAAAUCUCCCAUUGACACCCCAGCAUCUUGGCUUUAGUAGUGUGUUAUCCUGGCACCUAUAUUGUUUCAUCUGUGGAUAGGUAAAGUGUAGUGGUCACUUUCUGAAGCAAGUGCAAAUAAUGAGUUCAUAAAGUUGGAUAUAUAACUUCCUUUUUUAACAUAUAUAAUACUAAGUUAUAUAAUUUUUGAUGCAAAAGUAUGGUGUUUUUGCCUUUUAUUUUGUUUAUAAGGACAACCCACUGAAAUUUUUCUUGAAGUUGAAAAUCCUUGCCAUGACAUCAUGAAGACUGAAUCCAUAAAGCCUCAUUCCCUAAGUUAAUGCACAGGAUACUGGAUUUCCAUACAUCAUUUCCUAGAAACACAGGCUAUCAACUAAGUAUUGCAGGAGAAAUACCUUACAUUGAUAAUUAACAUAUUUGAGGAUGUAAAUAAGAAGCUGCUCUUCUAAAGAAAUAAGUUGUUUUGUUUACCAAUAGUAUUUUGCGGAUGUAUGUAAAUCAUUGCCCUGUUCCUACCAUGAUGUCAUUUUGUGCGUGUGUUUAUAUGGAAAACUGAGUAUCUAAAAAAAUCAAACAUUACAAUAUAAUCUUCAUUUUUUUGUAAAAUCACUUGAAACAUUAGUACAAGGAAUAUAUCUGGAAAUUAAAAUUAACUGUAAAGCAAAGAUACUUCAGAAAUGAAUCAAUGCACUUUAAGCUACUGCAGCUGUACUGCUGAAAAGAAAUUAAAAAAUGGUUAAGAAUUUCA